CUUGUCGAUUGUUUCUUGUAAUUUUACAGGAUUACGAACAAUAGAAUACGUGUAUGAAGUAUGCGACGAGACAAGUCAUAACAAUAAUAACAUCGGGAAUGUCUGGCUUGUUGGACCCAAUAACUGGAGACUACAAACAUACUGAACAUCCCAUGACAACAAUGGUAUUUUUAUAACAUUAUUCAUGGCACUUUGAGGAAACAUUAAAGAGUGAAGAGAUGGCUGGAAAGGAAGCAUUUUGCAUGUCCAAUCCAUUACAGCCGGAGAAUAGUCCAGAUGCCAUCCGUACCUCAACGUCCCUACGGACCUUAUCUCUUAACGACGAGACCAAAUCACUGUCUGAUCAAGGCUGCUGCAGCACCAGCACCACAUCAGACGAGAACUCCUUCCCAGACGUCUCUCUUCCCUCGUCAUCAUGGCGGACCCUGUCAUUGGAUGAGCAGCUUCUCAGGGGGCGAGGAAGGGGGUCCUCCUCCCAGCGCCCCCCCUAUCAUGAACAUUGCUGUCGUAGGGUAUCGUCGUGUCAAACCAUCAGCGGCAAUCUUGCGCUGGACCCCAUGAUCACCUGUAAACUAUGUCUGUGUGAAUGCAAGCUUCACGAGAUGCAUCAAAUGCAUAGGUGUUCCUGUAUUUACUGCAAAAAGUGUCUUGAACAGUACUUGGUGGUCUUGACAGAAGAGGGCGCUGUUUCUAUUGUAACCUGUCCGGACGCUGCGUGCAAGGAGCACGGCAGGAUAGCAGAUGAAGAGAUUCAAUUGUUGGUAGAUGAUGCUCUCUUUGAAAGGUUCAAGAAAGUCAAGUUCAUGAAAGAAGUGGAGUUAGACCCAGGCCGUGCAUGGUGCCCUAGGGUAGGGUGUAAUACAGUCUGCAGACAGACAGAAAAAGAAAAAGAGAAACAAGAAGAGGAACGACGGAAGGUUAAAGGAAAGAAACUCAUCCGUAUCAACGGGAAAAAAUUCAACUGUUCCAAGUGUGGUCUUACAUUCUGUUCAAUCUGCAAAGCUCCAUGGCACGGUGGAAGACCUUGUAGUAAACUAUCUAGAGGAGGAACAGGCAGCACUUCAGGGAAGUCUAGAGGAACAUCUCAUAUCCUUGAUAUGUUAGGUAUCCAGAAAGAUGAUUCAGAUGAGGUAUCAAUCAAGCGCUGUCCGUUCUGUCAUAUACCCAUUGAAAGGGAUGCUGGGUGCGCUCAGAUGAUGUGUAAGAACUGUCAACAUGUCUUCUGCUGGUACUGUCUGGCAAACUUAGAUAAUGACUUUCUGCUGCGUCAUUAUGACAAGGGACCCUGCAAGAAUAAGCUUGGACAUUCCAGGACAACGGUUAUCUUUCAUCGAGCUCAGAUUGUAUGUGUGUUUGCUGGUUUUGGAUUCCUGCUUCUCAUCGCGUCACCGUUCCUUCUCCUUGUAGCCCCAUGCAUCCUAUGCUGUAAGAGUAAAUGGGGCAACAUGUGUGAUGACAUAGAUGAAAUACCAGAGAGUUAGAAAACAGGACUUUAUUCUCUGCAACAUCUCCCUUAAAGGGAUCUGGUAACUUUGUCUCAGAUUCUGAAGAAAAAAACCUGGAUAUAGCUCAAGCUGCAAUCAUAAUUAUAAACCUUUAGGACAGUCAGG
This is a messenger RNA of Strongylocentrotus purpuratus (purple sea urchin), 1610 nucleotides long. Its product is annotated as probable E3 ubiquitin-protein ligase RNF144A-A. The record is from RefSeq and is a predicted model, not a curated record. Gene Ontology annotation, cellular component: cytoplasm; ubiquitin ligase complex. Gene Ontology annotation, molecular function: ubiquitin protein ligase activity; zinc ion binding; ubiquitin conjugating enzyme binding. Gene Ontology annotation, biological process: ubiquitin-dependent protein catabolic process; positive regulation of proteasomal ubiquitin-dependent protein catabolic process; protein polyubiquitination. The coding region runs from base 219 to 1481 and encodes 420 amino acids. The transcript is spliced from 9 exons. Lineage: Eukaryota; Metazoa; Echinodermata; Echinoidea; Camarodonta; Strongylocentrotidae.